Messenger RNA from Asparagus officinalis (garden asparagus), 2183 nucleotides. RefSeq lists its product as uncharacterized. Gene Ontology annotation, molecular function: cyclase activity. The record is from RefSeq and is a predicted model, not a curated record. Bases 503 to 2074 code for a protein of 523 amino acids. The transcript has 2 exons. Lineage: Eukaryota; Viridiplantae; Streptophyta; Magnoliopsida; Asparagales; Asparagaceae. Gene Ontology annotation, biological process: sesquiterpene biosynthetic process.
GCCAGCCAUCGUCGUUCUUUUCUGUUCAAAAAUUUCUUCGGCGAAUUAAUCACGCGUCCUCUCUCUGCGAAAGCUAUUAACUUUCUGCCCCUAAAAUUGAAAUAAGUUGGAAAUUCUACAACUUUUGAGGAAACCCAUUUGUUUUUUAAGUUGGGGUUUUCGAAAGGAGGAGGUCCUGCUGGUUCUUUGAUACCCAUCUUAAUUUUAUAGCGCUGGAAACUCUUUUGAUUUCGGAGAAGAUCGAUUUUGGUCUCUAGAACAUAAAAUCUGCUCUAUCUGCACCAGUUCAGUAUUAAUUUCAAAGGGUUUGUUCCAGCUAUCCUGUUUGAGCAAGUGUUUCGCUGAGGUACAGUGCCCUUAUACUACUGCAGAUGUAUAUGGAAGCAGAUUUGAGAGUAUACGUAAGAUACCAACUAAAUUAAAUGAUUUCUGCGUCUUAAUUGGAGGUUCUCUUCAAUCUAUUACUAAUUGAUACAGUCAGUUGCCAAAACUGCAAAAGAUAAUGGUUUCAACUGAAAAUGGGAAAAGCGCAACAGAGAUUCAAGAAGACUUGGGAGCAACUGCAACGCAAAACGGUUAUGGAGGCAAAAAUCACAUUCCUCUUUACCUAGGUUCAUCUCAAAGGGGAUUAUUGGAUGAGAAAAAACGUGGGAAAAGAUUUCAGGAUAAAGUAAUAGGCCUCCCUAAGUUUAUGAGAUUUGGGUCUUCUAGCAGAUUCCCUUCUGCUUCUUCCAAGUUCUGGAAGAUUACAGAUGAAAACCAAGAUGUCUCAUGCUCUGCCGCUCAUCGCUCUACUCAAGGUUCCACAAAACUCUCUAUUAUUCCUUUUGUCCGCAAAAUCAACUGGACAUCUUUAUGGGAAGCGUAUAAACAGUGGAUAAGGAAUCCUCUGAACAUGGCCCUUUUUGUUUGGAUUGUUUGUGUUGCCAUAUCAGGCGCCAUUCUCUUCCUAGUUAUGACCGGAAUGCUUAACAGUGCUUUACCAAGGAAAUCCCAACGUGACACCUGGUUUGAGGUCAACAACCAAAUCUUAAAUGCAUUAUUUACUCUCAUGUGCCUCUAUCAACAUCCUAAGAGGUUCCAUCAUCUUGUUCUCUUGUGCCGUUGGCGAUCACAAGACAUUCUCAAGCUCAGGAAAAUAUACUGCAAAGAUGGAACUGAGAAGCCUAACGAGUGGAAGCAUAUGAUGAUUGUGGUUGUUCUUCUUCAUAUAAAUUGUUUUGCGCAAUAUGCAUUAUGUGGUCUUAAUAUUGGAUACCCGAGAUCCAAACGACCUGCUAUAGGAGUUGGUAUUUGUGUCUCUAUUGCAAUAGCUGCGCCAGCUGUCGCCGGUGUGUACAAUAUCCUUAGCCCUCUUGGAAAGGAAUAUGAUGCUGAAAUAGAUCAAGAAGCACAGGACGAGAAAAAAUACUCAUUUAUUUCAAGAGCAGAUAACAGUACUCCAGUAAGUUCACCACAAUGGAUUGGAGGUAUAUUUGAUUUUUGGGAUGAUAUCUCGCUAGCUUAUAUGUCAGUAUUCUGCAGUUGCUGUGUUUUCGGUUGGAAUAUGGAUAGGCUUGGAUUUGGCAAUAUGUAUGUCCAUAUUGUUACUUUCCUUCUAUUUUGUCUAGCUCCUUUCUUCGUCUUUAACUUGGCAGCACUGAAUAUUGAUAAUGAGGAUGUUCGCGAGGCUCUGGGUAUCUCGGGAUUCAUCCUUUGUAUAUUUGGACUGUUAUAUGGCGGAUUUUGGAGAAUUCAGAUGAGGAAGAGGUUUAAUCUUCCCGGGGAUAGUUUGUGCUGUGGUAGACCCUCGGUUACUGAUUGCUUUCAGUGGCUUUGUUGUUGCUUCUGUUCUCUUGCUCAGGAGGUGAGAACUGCGGACUAUUAUGAAGUUGUGGACGAUAAGUUGUGCCUGAAGAAAAUGAGUGAUGAUAAUGAGAAUGUGAUGUCUCCUUUGCCUCGUGAAGAUGGGUCUGCGAUAUUUGAAUCAAGCCAUACGUACUGGGGAGAAGAACGCUCAUCUGUGGGAGGUGAAAAUGGUAUGAUGAAACCCCCAAUUAUACCUGUUAUACAAGGACACGGUGAUCUGUUAUAAAUGUAUUGGUAGUAUUGUUCUAGAUUUGUAUUUUUUUCUGAUUCAUGUCUAUUUUACACUUCGCUGGUAAUAUAUAAAUAUUUGAGGUCCAUCUUCAUGGAAACAGUAA